UCCUAUGAAAUCAUUGUUUACCUCAGUAAGAGAUUUUAAAUUAUAUUUAAAAAAACAUGUGAUUGGCAUUUUCAUAUAAGUGUUUCCAUGACUAUUUUAUAAUUCUGUUGGUUUGAUACCAUGUAGUGCUAUUAGCGAAGAAUCACUAAAGAAGCCAGAGGUUUGCUUAAAUUUUCUGAUGGGAAGAAGUAGCUGAACUUUGUUCUGCACUUACUGAGGUCAGAAAAGUUUACAUUUGAGGAACAUACAAUAAUGGAUCAAGGGGAGACAAAGAUAAAGAGGGUGUUCCUUAAACCUGUCAUUGAGGAUAAAAACAUGGAACUUGCAAGAAAAUGCACAGAGUUAAUAAGUAAUGUCCAUUAUAAAGAAGAAUAUGAAAAAUCAAAAGGCAGGUGGACACAUGUGCCUGAUACUGCACAGCUGACACAUAUGAAAAAUAUAUCUGCUCUUAUUUCUGAUGCAAAGUACAAAGCAAAGGCUAAGAAAGAACUUUCUAACUCAUUCUACCAGCAAAUGCCUGCUACAAUUGAUAGUGUGUUUGCAAAAGAAAUCAUGAAUCUUCAGAGCAAGGUUCUUUACAAGAAAAAAUAUGAUGCCGAGAAAGGAAAAUCAAAUUAUGCACAGAUGAAGGAACUUCCAGAUGUUAAGCAUGCCAUGGAAAUUAGUAAACACCAGAGUAAUGUGAGUAUUUGCUCAGUUUAAAUAAUUAGGUUCUUGUGUGUAUUUUAAAUGAAAUAUUGUAGUAUUUGACAGGUU
Pseudonaja textilis is the source of this 756-nucleotide messenger RNA. Lineage: Eukaryota; Metazoa; Chordata; Lepidosauria; Squamata; Elapidae. The record is from RefSeq and is a predicted model, not a curated record.